Messenger RNA from Quercus robur (English oak), 834 nucleotides. RefSeq lists its product as uncharacterized. NCBI's taxonomy places the organism in Eukaryota, Viridiplantae, Streptophyta, Magnoliopsida, Fagales, Fagaceae. The coding region runs from base 1 to 834 and encodes 277 amino acids. The record is from RefSeq and is a predicted model, not a curated record. The transcript has a single exon. Gene Ontology annotation, molecular function: nucleic acid binding; RNA-DNA hybrid ribonuclease activity.
AUGUGUGAACAGGAGGCUGAGUCUAUUGCACACUCCCUGCUGCUAUGCAAUUCUGCUAGGCAAGUUUGGAAUAAAUGGGAGGGCUGCCCAGUGAAUUUGGAUGAUAAUUGCUGGGAUUUUUCUGAAGCCGCGAUGAGAAUCCUCAAUGCUGGAACUGCCCGAGACUUGGAGCUCUUUAUUGUUGUUGCUUGGUCCAUCUGGUAUAACAGGAACCAAAAGUGUUUUGAAGACAAGUUCCACUCACCCAACCAGGUUUGGCACCACGCGAAGAGGAUGAUCUCUGAACAUAAAGAAGCUGCUGCCUUACUCAAUGGGAGACAUGCCCUUGAAGGAUCAAGAUGGAUGGCCCCCCCACUAGAUUUCCACAAAAUUAACGUGGAUGGUGCAUCGUCGGAUGAUGGCAGAAGGUCAAGCAUAGGGGUGGUUAUCAGGAAUUGUAAGGGAGAAGCAGUGGCAGCCCUUAGCAAAGUGCUCCCUGGACAGUACACGAGUCUUGAAACUGAGUUUAUAGCAUUACAAGAGGGAGUUCUGCUGGCUAGAGAACUAAAGCUACCACAUGUCAUCAUUGAAUCUGAUUCUCUCAUUGCUAUCCAAAGCCUACAAGCUCUUAAUAUUGAAGGUGGUGUUGGUCAUCUAUGCCAAGGUAUAUUAAACCUUAUGGACUCCUUCAAAAGCUGGAAUUUUAAGCACUUGAAAAGGGACUACAACAAGGUUGCACAUGAUCUUGCUCAAUAUGCUAGACAAAAUGGUAUGAGUCAGGUUUGGAAAGGAGUCUCACCUCCUAUGGUGCAGCACCUCAUCACUCUAGAUUGUGUUGCAGCAUCUCAUAUGUAG